AAACAACAUUUUUUAUUUUAUAAUACCCAAUAAACUUAAGCGUCACUUUUUUUAGCAAGUGCAUUUUUUUAACAUCGAAAACAUCCACCACAACAUAAAAGGCCGUAGACGUUCUAUGGCACAUAUCUUGUCCGGACGCAUCAUCAAAGAGACCCAACGUUUGGUUUUGGAAUCUCUUCCAGGAAUCAGUGCUCGUCCCUCUAAUGAAAAUUCUAGACAUUUCCACGUCACAAUAGAUGGCUCACCUGGCACCCCCUAUGAAGGAGGCAAAUUUAAACUAGAACUCUACUUACCAGAGGAGUAUCCCAUGGUUCCACCUAAAGUUCGAUUCUUAACAAAAAUUUACCACCCUAAUAUCGAUAGCCUUGGCCGGAUUUGCCUAGACAUACUCAAAGAAAAAUGGUCGCCUGCAUUGCAAAUUAGAACUGUUCUGUUAUCUAUUCAAGCACUCAUCAAUGAACCUAAUCCGGAUGAUCCAUUGUCUGAUAAAAUAGGCCAACAUUGGAAACGGGAUGCACAAGGGGCUAUUGAAUUAGCUAAGCAGUGGACCUCUAUAUAUGCGAAACCAUGACAUAUGUCUGCAAAGACUAACCUGAACGGAAACAUAAAAACAAAAGCAAUAAACAACAAAGAAGUGCAUUAUUAGAAAAAACAAAAACUUGGUUUUUCAAGGUCACCAUCAACUAACGGUCAAUUAUAAAAAAACAAUCCAAAAAAAGAUGGAUAAAUAUUCUUCGUGCCUAGUGUAACUAGCCAGAAUAGAUUAUUAAACAAUGACUGCGCACAAUUAUAUAGUAUUUUGGUAGUUUAGAUACCCUCGACGUUCAAAAAAUUUUAUAGUAUCGGGCAUAAACGUCAUACAAAAAUCAAUGGGCAAUCGAAAAUACGAAAUAUUGAACCGACAUAUGUUAAGUAAAAUGUGUCAGGUUCUCUCAAAAAAUCACAUCAAAUACUAAGUUAAAGUAUAAGAUUACCUACAAAGUCACAUAUAUUGUAAUGUACUUAGGUAAAGGAACUAAAAUAGAACUGAUAUAUAAAUUUGACAGUAAGAAACUGCCAUUCUGAUUUACUGAAACACAA
Schistocerca gregaria is the source of this 1080-nucleotide messenger RNA. RefSeq lists its product as uncharacterized. Gene Ontology annotation, cellular component: nucleus. NCBI's taxonomy places the organism in Eukaryota, Metazoa, Arthropoda, Insecta, Orthoptera, Acrididae. Gene Ontology annotation, molecular function: ubiquitin conjugating enzyme activity. Gene Ontology annotation, biological process: protein K63-linked ubiquitination; DNA damage tolerance. Bases 116 to 571 code for a protein of 151 amino acids. The record is from RefSeq and is a predicted model, not a curated record. The transcript has 5 exons.